AUGAAGCUCGGAGUGCGGUCAUGCGUGCAAAGCCUGUUCGAGCCCAAGGCGGACCUCUCCCUCUGUGUGAACAAGUCAAUCAAGCUGUUCGUGAAGGAACCCCCCCCACCGCCUGCGGAUUCGACGGACAAGACAGGCGGGGCAGACAAGACAGACACAGACGCGGCGGAUUCGGCAAACGGGGCAAGCGAGGCCAACCUAACUGGCGCAAAGAACGAGCGUAGAGAAAGCCAAAGCCUGCUGAGCGAAAACCUCGCUCUCCUAAACGGGUACGCCUACUUCAACCGAAUAGGAAGCAACAUAAAUUUACUGCACACAGAACUGCAUGGCAUGAAGAAAGACUUCCUUUUUCAAAACAAACAAACAAAAAAAAAUAUAAAAAAACUGAAGGUUGUGAGGAAAGAAAAUAAAAUCUACCACAAACUAUUGCAAGAAAUAAAAAAGGAUCGAAGGAGGAAAGAAACUUAUGAACAUUUAUGUACAGAAAUUCAGACAUUAGAUGAAGUAAGUUACCUUAACAAAAAACAAGAAAUGGAGAAAAGGGACAUUGAAGGCUUGCAGCAAAAAAUGAAGGACAUUGAAAAGACCAUUCGGAUGAAUGAGGAGAAUAUUCAACGGACUAUUCGACAGAUUAGCGACAUCGUCUCGAUGAAUUUGCAACCCUGA
This is a messenger RNA of Plasmodium cynomolgi strain B, 666 nucleotides long. RefSeq lists its product as hypothetical. The transcript is spliced from 2 exons. NCBI's taxonomy places the organism in Eukaryota, Apicomplexa, Aconoidasida, Haemosporida, Plasmodiidae. The coding region runs from base 1 to 666 and encodes 221 amino acids. The record is from RefSeq and is a predicted model, not a curated record.